Molecule: messenger RNA, 545 nt
Organism: Humulus lupulus (European hop)
Lineage: Eukaryota; Viridiplantae; Streptophyta; Magnoliopsida; Rosales; Cannabaceae
Exons: 1
Coding region: 84-257 (57 amino acids)
Source: RefSeq, a predicted model, not a curated record
AAGACGCUCUCUGCAAACCUAACAAAAACAUAAAAAGGGCAAUGAUCAGAGAUUAGAUUCAGAUUGAAGAAGAAGAAGAAGAAAUGGGUAUUAUAAAGAGUGCCUUUUCGUUCAUGUCGGCGACUGUAUUCGGAGUAUACAUAGCUCAAAACUACAACGUACCCAACAUCAAGAAACUCUCCGACACUGCUAUCUUAUUCGCCAAACACAUCGAAGAAAACUACCGCAAGCCCAAGAACAGAGGAGACGAAAAUUAGUUUUUUUUUUUUUUUUUGAUUUUAUAAACAAAGUAUUUGUCUUUUUUGUGUGAGGGCGUAAAAAACCCAAUUCAAUUUCAUUGUUUAUCAUCAUGGGGUUGUUCCAAAUGUUAGAAACUUUAUGAUUGUUAUUUGACUGUUUGAGAUCAUCACACAGACAACCCUUACCUUUAAGAUUUUCCAUUUUAACCAAAGAUUUAGUAAUCUUAUAAUAUGUAAUGUACUGUCACUAUAAUAUAGGGAUUGUUCCAAUAAUGUUGUAUACAUUAUCAUUGUCAUUUGACUAUC